AUGUCGUGGAACCUGCAGCACCGCACCUCCAAGUUCCGGCACGUGUACGGCAGACCUGCCAGUAAGGAGAAGUGCUAUGACUGCGUGCCCAUCACCCACAAUGUCCAGGACAACCAGUUCUGUGCUGUAAAUCCCCACUUCAUUGCGGUGGUGACUGAGUGUGCGUGUGGGGGGGCCUUCGUUGUCAUUCCCAUACACCAGACAGGCAAGCUUGACCCACAUUAUCCCAGAAUAUGGGGGCACAGAGGGAAUGUUCUGGACAUCAAGUGGAACCCAUUCAAUGACUUUGUAAUAGCUUCAUGUUCGGAAGAUGCCACAGUGAAAAUCUGGGAGAUCCCCAAGCCCUUGCUAACACAAACCAUUACCAGUCCAAAGAAGGAACUUCUUGGGCAUGUUCGAAGAGUUGGUCUCAUUGAAUGGCAUCCCACUGCUAAUAACAUCCUCUUCAGCUCUGGGUAUGAUUACAAGAUAAUGAUCUGGAACCUUGACACCACAAAGGCUGUCAUCUCAAACCCAGUGAAGAUCGUCAGUGCUCACAGAGAUGUGGUCCUUUCCAUGUCAUUCAACACAGAUGGCAGUCUCCUUGCCACAGCCUGCAGGGACAGAAAGAUACGUCUGAUAGACCCUCGUGCAGGAACAGUCCUACAGGAAACCAGCCACAACUCGCACAAAGCCAAUAAAGUCUUGUUCCUUGGAAACAUGAAGAAACUGAUCUCUACUGGAACAUCUCGGUGGAAUAAUAGGCAAAUUGCAUUAUGGGAUCAAGAUGACCUUUCUGUGCCUUUACUGGAGGAGGAUCUGGAUGGCGCCUCAGGAAUCCUGUUUCCCUUCUAUGACUCAGACACACACAUGCUUUAUGUGGUGGGAAAGGGUGAUGGAAAUAUACGGUACUAUGAGAUAAGCCCUGAGAAACCAUACCUGUACUACCUGAUGGAAUAUCGUUCUCAUUUACCACAGAAAGGAAUGGGAAUGAUGCCAAAGAGAGGGCUUGAAGUGUCAGCUUGUGAAAUCUUCCGUUUCUACAAACUAAUACCAACUAAAAGCCUGAUUGAGCCCAUCUCCAUGAUUGUGCCUCGACGGUCGGAGUCAUACCAGGAAGACAUCUACCCCUUGACCACAGCAGCCCAGCCAGCACUGACAGCACAAGAGUGGCUGAAUGGAGUUAACAGAGGACCUCUCUUGGUAUCCUUGAGACCAGGCUCUGGAGCUGUGAAUUCCUUACCAAAGUUUCCUGAGCCAGAGCCACUUGUGACGACUGCUGACCUGAGGCAGCACCAGGGUUGGGGAGGAAAGAUGCCGCUGGAGGACAUGCAGGAGGGAAGUGAGAUUCAACAUAGAAGAAAACUUCUCAGAGUGGAGGAGAAAUUGCCAAAAAAUGCGCAAAUGUGCCUCUCCAGUAGCUUUGAUGUAUUUGAGUGUCCACCACCCAGAACAGAAAAUGAGCUUUUGCAGAUGUUUUACCGACAACAGGAAGAAAUCCGUAGACUACGUGAGCUGGUAAACCAGAGAGAUGUCCAAAUUAAACAGAUGAAGCUGGAGGGUGGAAACUUCUCUAUGGACACAGACAGUUACUGA
Messenger RNA from Nestor notabilis (Kea), 1575 nucleotides. RefSeq names its product coronin, actin binding protein, 2A (gene CORO2A). The transcript is spliced from 11 exons. The coding region runs from base 1 to 1575 and encodes 524 amino acids. Lineage: Eukaryota; Metazoa; Chordata; Aves; Psittaciformes; Psittacidae. Gene Ontology annotation, biological process: actin filament organization. The record is from RefSeq and is a predicted model, not a curated record. Gene Ontology annotation, molecular function: actin filament binding.